UAUUAUUAUCUGAAAAUAAAACCUAGAGAUGUGGGUGGAGAUUGUGUUGUUGUUUGUGUUAGUGUUGGUGUACGCGGUGCUGAGGGACAGGCGCCCCCGCAACUGCCCCCCUGGUCCAGUGGAGAUCCCAUUUUUCGGACGACUUCCGAUUCUCGAUGAAGAAAGUGGCGAACGUUUACGAAAAAUCUACGGUGACAUUGUCUCGCAUCGCACAGGGUCCAUUCGCAAGGUUUACCUCUUCGAUUACGAAACUGCUAAGGAGGCCAUGGCGAAAGUUGAGUUCUCCAACCGCCCCGACUUCUUCUCAGCCUUCAGCGUGGACGAUCAAAAAGUUGGAGGUUUGCUCAGCAGCAACGGCGCCCACUGGCAACACGACCGCCGCUUUGUGCUCCGCAACCUAAGAAACCUCGGUAUGGGCAAGAGUUACCUGGAGGAAGCCAUCAACAUCGAAGCCAAGGCGCUGGUGGAAGACCUCAAGAAGUACGGCGGUGAAGCCAUCAACUACCCCGACAGCUUCAGGACUGUGGCGCUCAACAUCAUCUGGCAGAUGGUGGCCAGCACUCGGUACGAUCUGCGUUCUGACGAAGUCAAAGCCAUUUACAGCAUCACCAAGGACUUUCAGAAGAACUUUUCACCACUUACAUUUUUACCCAUGUUCAUUCCUGCUUUGAAUCAUUUGCCAAAGUCAGUCAAGAAUCUCAUUUUCAUGGAGGACCAACUCGAGAGAUGCAUAGAGGAAAUUGAAAAAGUCGUGAAUGGAGCCGUGGACAAGCACCUGGAGGACUAUGACCCCGACAACCCCCGGGACCUCAUAGACGAGUACAUCAAAGACAUGAAGGAGAACGAAGGAGACGACAACUCCCUCUUCAGAAGAGGAGCGCUGAACCAAAUUGUUAACGACCUCUUCUUCGCGGGCUCGGACACGGUGAACCACAUGCUGAAGUGGGUGGCCUACCUGCUCGCCCGGUAUCCAGAGUACGCAACGAGGAUGCAGCAGCAAAUAGACGCUGUCGUGUCCGGGGACCGCAUGGUGUCGCUCGAUGACAAACCGAGCUUGCCUUUGGUUGAGGCAUUCACGGUCGAAGCUUUGCGGUACUCAUCCAUGGUGGUGUACAACGUUGAAAGGACAGCCACCCGUGAUACAAACUUCAAAGGAUACUUCAUCCCCAAGGGCACCACCGUGCAAGCAGCCAACUACUCCAUCCACCACGACCCGCGGUACUGGGACGACCCCCACAAGUUCUACCCUGAACGAUUCCUGGACGACAGCGCCACCAAGUACACGGCCCCCAAGCAGGGCUUCUUCGCCUUCGGUUCUGGUCGUCGUCAGUGCGUGGGGGAGCUGCUGGCCCGCAUGGAGUUGUUCCUCUUCACCGCCGCCAUCGUCCAGCACUUCGACGUGCGCCCCCCGCACGGCGUCGACAUCACCACGACAGCCAUAGUUAAUUUGGCGGGAGCUCGUGUGCCUGCAGAUAAAAAGCUUGCCUAUAGACCAAGAGACUAAUGCACAGACCUGUUCUAAAAAAAAUGAAGUUAAUCUUUUGGUCGUACGGCCCACAUGAACGUAGCUGUAGUUAGCUUUCAAAUUGUAAAAAACUUUUGUGUUUAAUCUUCUUAACACGACCAAUACAUAGAAUCACCACCUAAAUCACCAUGGACUGAUUAAAUGGGGGUUUUGGUAUAUGCUACAAAAUGACACGUUUUCGCUCUUCUCUCUAAAUCAGCAUAUUAUGCUCACUAUCCGAAAGUGCACGAGAUAUUGAAUAUCCAAAUUGUCAUAAGCAGCUGCUGGCGCAUGUCAGUUAUCUUUAAUUAUAUAUUGAGCGAAUAAUACCAAUCCAUUAUAUUAUAUAUUGAGCGAAUAAAGGAUCCAAUACAUGUCCACUACUUGCUCGUAUACAGUUCAAUUCGAAAAUUGAGCUUUUAUAGUUACUUCCGCUUGGUGCAACAUGAAUUUCAAUCAUUGUGUCAAAAUACCUGAGCUUUUUGAUUUUUCAAAUUUGAUUCCCCGUUUGCAUAUUAUUUCCGGUUGCUAGAGGUCCUAAUGGCUCAACAUACUUGUUUCUGCUCGUAAACUUAGCAUACCAUUCAAAUUAAGCCGACUCCCAUUCCUCCACACCAUGGCGCUGUUUUUCUAGCGGUCGUCUUGAGACAGACGCCUGAGCUCGUAGCACUUAUACAAUCCGAUGGCCGGUGGAUAGUGUUAAAUUCAUAUGGCUUGUUUUAAGGAAGAAAAAAAUAGAGAAACCAUGAACCAUUACACUUCCCACUUUCAAAUAUAGACUUAAUGAGACUAUACUGGAAUUAAUAGUUCAGCUUUAAAAUAUGGACAACGAUCAUAGAACAGAACUUUGAACGCAACCUCCCUUUUCAGGGGAAGGAAACUAUUCAUUCUAUCUAUAUAGUGGUACAAGGAAAACUUUCAGCAAACUAAUAAUUUAUUUAGGUAAUUCUGGCGCACAGAAAUGAAUCCGCCCCAGCUGCUGUCCGGUGGAAGUCCUCUGAUUUGGGACCACGCGUACGGGAUUUCUCGCCCUUAGAGCUCGCUACUUAACGAGUAGUUCGGCCAGCCUUGACUUUUUAUUCAAAAUUUCAACAAUACAUCUCUGGUUUUAUUGUUACAAAGGCAAUGGCUGUUUUGGCAGGCCCUGAAUAUCCAGCUAGAAACCGAAACCAAUAAAUGCUAUCAACUACCGCUGGCUAUCUAUUUUUUGUAAAUUGUGUAACUACUAGAAGUGGCCGUCACUAUCAACAACGCUGCAGGGCUCACGAGCCCUUUAUAAAGAAGCGUAUAAUCUCAAAACUAAGUGAAAAACAACUUGAUAUGAGCGUAGAACUUCGACAGUAAUUUAUUACGAACUUGUCUCUCUUUUGGAAUUAACAUGUGAAUUCGUCCCAUCUACAGUCUGUUGAACCACUCUGAAGAUAAAUUGCGCAUUAAAAUUCAUUAUACAGAGUUGCCCCUUCUCCGGAAGACGAAUUUCCCUCGUUUCGAUUCCCAAACGUCGCAUUCGUCUGUUCACGGGUGGCUAUUUACGAAACGCAAUCGAACAGCACAAUCUGCCACCUGCCCAUCUUACAACGAACGUCACUAUAUGUACACAGAAAAUUUUGGACCCUUAGGCGUCUCAGUAUGAGUCUUCACCUGGACGCGUCGGAUGUACCAGGUGAAGAACAGAACAAUGCAGGAAUAUCCACAUUUUAUUGCCAAUACCUAAAAUGGUGCCAACAAUUAUUUGUUUGAUUAUUCUUUAGUAAAUGAUUGAUGAUU
Messenger RNA from Hyalella azteca, 3271 nucleotides. RefSeq names its product cytochrome P450 2L1-like. The transcript is spliced from 11 exons. The coding region runs from base 29 to 1504 and encodes 491 amino acids. Gene Ontology annotation, molecular function: oxidoreductase activity, acting on paired donors, with incorporation or reduction of molecular oxygen; iron ion binding; monooxygenase activity. Lineage: Eukaryota; Metazoa; Arthropoda; Malacostraca; Amphipoda; Hyalellidae. The record is from RefSeq and is a predicted model, not a curated record.